AUGUAUAAAUUUAAGGACAAGAACUUACGGGGCCAAGCAGCUUCCACCCAUGCGCAGAAUCUGAUUGCACGUGUCGAAGCUAAGAAAGAUGCAGCGGUUGAAAAGUACAAGUGUGAUCACACUCAGGGCACCAGGAUGAUCUCUUGGAUCUGGCUGGUCACAGAUGGAGACACCAGUCCAUCUGAGAGCGAUCAUGUUCAAGACUGCCACUGGUGGCAUCAGCGUGCAACUCUGCACUCAUUGGUGAAGACUAGUGAGCAAGAGGGCUUGCAGGCAUAUGCACACCAUCAAGCUGCACUCCAUUCUGCAAUGUGGAACUCAUUCCAAGCCCAUUGGAGCUUCAUUGCUCAGCUCAAUCCCACUCCUGCAGUCCCUGUACCAGUUCCCAAUGAUGACAGUGGCCCUUCAAUUGAUGCACCUCCUGUAGUUGUGGACUUUUGA
Messenger RNA from Suillus subalutaceus, 441 nucleotides. RefSeq lists its product as uncharacterized. Lineage: Eukaryota; Fungi; Basidiomycota; Agaricomycetes; Boletales; Suillaceae. The transcript has 3 exons. Bases 1 to 441 code for a protein of 146 amino acids. The record is from RefSeq and is a predicted model, not a curated record.